Vicia villosa (hairy vetch) is the source of this 6035-nucleotide messenger RNA. RefSeq lists its product as uncharacterized. NCBI's taxonomy places the organism in Eukaryota, Viridiplantae, Streptophyta, Magnoliopsida, Fabales, Fabaceae. Gene Ontology annotation, molecular function: ADP binding. The record is from RefSeq and is a predicted model, not a curated record. Bases 574 to 5907 code for a protein of 1777 amino acids. The transcript is spliced from 9 exons.
GAUGCUAGCUGCUUCCAAGAAAGGAAAUGAUUAUCAAAAAGACUCGAGUAUGUGCUGAUAUUAACAGCAAAAACAUUGAUUGAGGUAGAAAACAAUCUCAUCAAUGUUUUUCUUUUCUUACUUUUUCAGAUUUUCAAUUUGUAUAUGAUUUCCAUUUUCGGUUUUCACUCCAUUUUUCUAUAUGGUCAAUUAUUCAUAACUUGUAUAGCAUUCUGUGAACCUUCUAAUUUACCUGAUACAUGAAUUGUAUUCAAACCAAUUUUGAACUUGUUAAUUGUAUAAACCACAUAGACCCAAAAUAAAAAAUUAUUCAAACCAAAUAUUGAUCAUUGGUUUUCUUUACAUUUGAAAAUUAAUUGAUUACAAAUGUGAAAGUGAGAGCAACUGAUAGCUACUUUACUUUAUAUGAUCCCUUCCUCUCUUUUUGGAUCAUAAAUUAAUCAUUACAAUGCACAAGAGCAUCCUUUUGCUGCAGAACAUCAAAUACUAGAUACUGCAGAUUUGAAAAAGAUCAGGAAGAUUGUUCUUACUAGCUAUUCGAGUUGACCAUUCGCUGAUAGUGCAGGAAAUAAGAUGGCGAGCUUCUGGACUGAUUUGGCGAAGUCAUAUGUGGAGAAAUUGAUAAAUGGCGUAAUUGCAGAAUCGAGUUAUAUCUGUUGCUUCACAUGCAUUGCUAAGGAUUUUGAAGAAGAAAAAGCUAGGUUGGAAAUAGAAAGAACAACUUUCAAGCAACGCAUUGAAGUGGCAACCCGGAGAGGGGAAGAUGUUCAAGGUAAUGCUCUUUCUUGGGUAGAAGAAGUUGAUAGGCUCAUUCAAGAAGACACCAAAACAAAACAAAAAUGUUGUUUUGAAUUUUGUCCUCAUUGCAUAUGGAGAUAUAGAAGAGGAAAAGUACUGGCAAAUAAGAAGGAGCAUAUUAAAGAAUUAAUGGAAACUGGAAAGGAGCUUACAAUCGGACUCCCUGCUCCUCUUCCAGACGUUGAACGCUAUUCAUCCCAACACUACAUGCAUUUUAAAAGCAGAGAAUCCAAAUACAUAGAGCUUUUGGAUGAACUCAAAGAUGACAACAAUUAUAUAAUUGGGUUGCAAGGGAUGGGCGGCACAGGAAAAACUACAUUGAUUAAGGAAGUGGGUAAGAAACUUAAGCAAUCAAAACAAUUUACGCAUAUCAUCGAUACCACAGUGUCAUUUUCUCCUGAUAUUAAAAAGAUUCAAGAUGAUAUUGCUGGGCCCUUGGGAUUGAAAUUUGAUGAUUGUAAUGAAUCAGAUAGGCCCAAAAAGCUAUGGAGUAGAUUAACCAAUGGUGAGAAGAUUCUUCUAAUAUUGGACGAUGUGUGGGGCGAUAUAGAUUUUAAUGAAAUUGGAAUUCCAUAUAGUGAUAAUCACAAAGGUUGUAGGAUUAUUGUAACCACGCGGAGUCUGUUGGUGUGCAAAAAACUAGGAUGCAUUAAGACAAUCCAACUAGAUCUCUUAUCUGAAGAAGACGCAUGGAUCAUGUUCAAAAGGUAUGCAGGUCUAAGUGAAACUUCAACUCAAGUUUUUCUUGACAAGGGCCUUAAAAUUGCAAAUGAAUGCAAAAGGUUACCUAUUGCAAUUUCUGUUAUGGCUAGUAGUUUGAAAGGCGAACAACGCCGGGAUGAGUGGGAUGUGGCCUUAAAAUCCUUGCAAAAACCUAUGUCCAUGCAUGGUGUUGAUGAUGAACUUGCUAAAAUUUAUAAAUGCUUGCAAUUUAGCUAUGACAAUAUGAAGAAUGAAAAGGCAAAGAGUUUAUUCCUUUUGUGUUCCGUAUUUCGAGAAGAUGAAGAUCUUCUUAUUGAAAGGUUAGUCAGAUUUGCCAUCGGAGGAGGUCUUUUUGGGGAAGAUUAUGGCAUCUACGAAGAUGCUAGAAGUCAGGUAGUUAUAUCCAAAAAUAAACUCUUAGAUUCUUGUUUAUUGUUGGAAGCCGGUCAAUGGACAGUAAAAAUGCAUGACUUGGUUCGUGAUGCAGCCCAAUGGAUAAGGAACAAAGAGAUCCAAACAAUACGAGUGUAUGACAAAAAUCAAAAGGCAAUGGUUGAAAUGGAGAAAAAUAUUAAAUAUUUGUCAUGUGAAGGCAACCCAAAGGAUGUGUUUUCCUGUAAGUUUGAUGGUUCCAAGCUUGAGAUUCUAAUUGGCAUCAUGUCCAAGGAUGAAGACGCCCAGGAUACAAAAAUCGAGGUACCCGACUCAUUUUUUGAAAAUAAUACCAGUCUUCGAGUUUUUCAUUUACUUGGUGAUAGAACUAGUAGUCUAAUAGCUCUAUCAUUACCUCAAUCAAUACAAUCGCUGAAGAAUAUUCGAUCUCUUAUCUUUACACGUGGUGAUUUGCGUGACAUUUCUAUAUUGGGAAAUCUGCAAAGUCUUGAGACACUUGAUUUGGAUCAAUGUAUAAUUUUAGAAUUGCCUAGUGGAAUCACAAAACUCGAGAAAUUUAGAUUGUUGAAAUUGGAAUGGUGUGUAAUUGGAAGGAAUAAUCCAUUUGAAGUGAUUGAAAAGUGCUCAUCACUUCAAGAGUUGUAUUUUGUAGGGAGUUUUAAUUGGUGUUGUCAAGAAAUAACCUUCCCUAAAUUGCAAAGGUUUUUUGUAACUGACUACCAUCCAUUUAAGUAUGUAUCAUCAAAGCAUGUGUCUUUUGUAAGCAGAGAUGAGCUUUUCCUAUCUAAAACAACACUUAAGUACUGUAUGCAAGAAGCAGAGGUUGUUAUACUAAUAAGAAUCGAGGGGGGAUGGAGAAAUAUCAUGCCAGCGAUUGUUCCUUUGGAUCAUGGUAUGAAUAAUAUAGUUGAGCUUCGUUUAAGGUCGAUUUCACAACUACAGUGCCUCAUUGACACUAAGCAUACUUAUUCUCAAGUAUCACAUGUCUUCUCCAAGUUGGUUGAACUGUAUCUGGAUGAAAUGGAAAAUUUGGAAGAAUUGUGCAAUGGUCCUCUUUCCUUUGACUCUCUUAAGAGUUUAGAGGACCUAUCUAUUGAGAAUUGCAAACACUUUCAAAGCUUAUUUAAGUGCAACCUUAACCUUUGCAAUCUAAAGAAUGUGUUACUGGUGAGUUGCCCGAUGUUGAUCUCCUUAUUUGAACUAUCAAUUGCUUGUAGCCUAGUGUUGUUGGAGAUAUUGAAAAUAAUUGACUGUGGACAUCUUGAAUACAUAUUAAGAGAUGAAAGAAAAGGAGAAUGGUCGAGAGGAGAAAUAAUUGACAAUGAUAGAACAAGUCGCGACCCAUUGUUUUUGAAAUUGAAAGUUCUUGUAAUUGAGAAGUGUCCAAAAUUUGAAGUAAUACUCCCAUUUGUCUCUGCUCAUGAUCUUCCGGCACUAGAAUCCAUAACAAUGAAAAGUUGUGAUAAGCUGAAAUACAUAUUUGGACAAGAUGUCAAACUUGGUUCUCUCAAAAAUAUAGAGCUUAAUGAUGUACCCAAUUUGAUUGACAUUUUCCCAGAAUGUAAUCAUACAAUGUCUUUAUCCAUUAAGAGGUCAUCUUCUAUUUCUAGAUCUGCAUCCAAGCCAUCAACACAGGCAGACCCUAUCAAACGCAACAUCUUUUCAUGGACUUAUAUGUAUUGUUGUGGUAAAAAAUAUGAGAACAAAUUGAAGAGUACCACAAGUACUAAAAUCCCAUUGGUUUAUGAGAAUCAACCGCAGAGCAGCUUACUGGAAACAAAUUCAUAUUGCCUUAACAUAAACAUAUGGGAGCGUGCUCACUGUCUUUCAAGACAAUCAAUGGUGUUGUGCAAUGUUAAAGAGAUUGAGUUGACUCAGUUGAGGAAGAUAAAAUCAGUAUUUAUCCUUUCUAUUGCUCCAAGAAUGUUGUUGGAAACUUUGAUAAUUGAUGAUUGUGAUGAAUUGAGGCACAUAGUAAUAGAUACUUGUGAUCAUGAUAGUACUACUGGUGGAAAUAAUUUGGGCAAUGUCUUCCCAAAGUUGAAAGAGCUUUACAUUGAGAAUUGCAACCAAUUGGAAUACAUAUUUGGACAUUACACUGGUGAUCAUCAAAACCACCCUGAAACUCAUCUUCAUCUUUUGGCAUUGGAACGUCUUCAACUCAUCAAUCUGUCAAGUUUAGUUGCCGUGUGUCCCGAACAAUACCACACAACAUUUCAAAAAUUGAAAUAUCUUGAACUCAAUAAUUGUCCACAAGUAACUAAUGUCAAAUCUAUUAGUGAUUUCUUAACUCACCCUUCAGUAACAAGAUCUACAAACAAUACAAUCAUCCAGGAGUUGAGUGGGAACAUGGAGUCUUUGCUUGCUUUGGAAAGACUAGUGUUAAUUAAGUCCAAAGUAGAAAGUAUAUUUUGUGUCACUGAAGUAAAUGAACAGCAAAUAAAUACAGUGUUGCAAAAGAUUAAGCUGGAAGAUUUAUAUGUGAUGACAUGUCUUUCUGUGGGUCCCAAAAAUUCUUUUGCCCUCCUGAAUUUAAAAUCAAUAGAAAUAGUGCGAUGUAAAAAGCUGCAAGUCAUUUUCUCUGAUUCUAUUUUAAGAUGUCUACCACAGUUGGUUGGUAUGAUAAUAAUAGAAUGUGAUGAGUUAAAGCAUAUAAUUGAAGAUGAUUUGGAGAAUGAAAAAAUGUCAAAUUCUUCAUCCUUAAGGACAUGCUUCCCAAAGCUAGAAGUGCUCGUUGUAGAAAAAUGCAACAAAUUGAAAAGUAUGUUUCCGGUCUCCAUAUGUAAUGAGCUUCCUGAGCUUAAGUGUCUCAUCAUAAGAGAAGCAGAUGAAUUACAGGAAAUAUUUAAAAGUGAAACGGGGGAAAUUCAAAAUGUCAAGAUUCCAAAUUUGAAGUUUGUAGCAAUUGUGAACCUACCAAGCCUCUUCCAAACAGAGGGAAUUCAAUUCGAAACUGUAGAAUAUCGUUGUGUAUUGGAUUGUCAAAAACUCUCUUUCACUUUGGCAUCAUCGAUGCCCGAAUACCUUGAGGAUACUUUUGAUUGCAAUGCAUUCAUACUGUUUGAUUUCGAAACAGUUGUAAGUCUGACUCGUCUAUUUCGAGAAUUAAAAGAAAAGUCCAAACCUCGCGAUAUUGGUACUAAAAUGUAUGCAGCUGCAAAUGAAGUGGAAGCAACAUCAGAACAUGAGUUGACUUCUUCACAGGGUAUCGAGAUAUGUGUUGAAGAAGGAACUAGUUCAACUAAUGCCAAGACAAAAUCAUCAUCAACACAUUUAGAAUUAGAAGAUGGUGAUAGCCAAAUAGCCUUGAAUUCUAUUUCCAUUGCAACGACUGAUAGCAAUGAUCAAGUUUCUUUAAAUGAUGAUGUUGCCGUGAAAGUAAACUCAAUUGUUGAGCAACAAUUUCCUGAGGAAGAUGACAUAAUAGUUUCAAAAGCCAAACCCUCUUCUAUUGCAUCUCAGUUUCCCUCUAUGCCUUCUAAAGGCGACCCUUCUCAAAAAGUAGAGGAGUUAAGUUCUUCUUUGCUUGUGACAAGCGAGCUUGAGCAACUAGUCUCCAAGAAGUAUCUGGAUUAUGAGAACUUGUUUUUAUUGACUGAUUUCCUUGUAAAGCAUCCUUCUGUUCUUUUAAGGGACACUUCACUUAGUAAGAGAUACAAGGGUUAUGCCUACAACUGCCUAGCCGAGCUAUUGAAAUUCCUCCAAACCCAUAGUGUUUUGGAUGUGUUAGGUUCAAGCCACUCUGAAUUUAUUGAGUUAUUACAAGAUGUUCGCAAAUGUGGUUUUGCUAAGGAAUGGUUGGAUGUUGUCGAAAAGCGUGUUUUGUUUCCUGGUUUACAAGUUUCUCAAGAUGCAUUGCAAAAACUGUGGGACUCAAAUCACAUAUUGACUCAACAAGUAGAGGAUCUUAAGCAUCAAUUGACUUCCUCUAAAGCUGUUUUAGAGAGCAUCAUUCAACAGAACCCACAAAUUUUAGAAACCCAGUCUGCUUUAAGUGAUCCUAUUGGCUAUUAGAUUAUUUUUUCUUGCAUUCUGUCACUGCUAAAAUUAUUGUUGGAGCUUCUACCUUUGAAUGCUAUUUAUUCCUCGAGUAGUUUCCCCUAUUCUCAUUUCAAAUGGACUAAACCAUUUUAUUCUAUUUG